Molecule: messenger RNA, 1224 nt
Organism: Lodderomyces pseudojiufengensis
Lineage: Eukaryota; Fungi; Ascomycota; Pichiomycetes; Serinales; Debaryomycetaceae
Exons: 1
Coding region: 1-1224 (407 amino acids)
Source: RefSeq, a predicted model, not a curated record
AUGUCCAAGGUGCACAUGGGAUUGGAAAAUUUUAGCAACAAAUUAUCUACAAACUAUUCAAUAUUUGUAAGGGAAGGAGACCCAGACCAAGAUUUAUUUAUCAAAUUUAAUAAUGAAGUAUUGAACAAUAAGGUUGUCGCUAAAAGAUUAAUAAAUUUACCCACUGAAGAAAGAGUCACUAAAUUGAAAUACUGGCUCGAAAUAUUGAGUAGCAUGAAACAUCUUUACGAUGAAAAUUGUAAUUUAUUUGUUGAUGUUGAAACUGUUAAAAAUCAUUUUGCAGAUAUAGUAGAUAAAGAAGAAAAAUUAACAAUCACAGAGUCAUUUGAUGCUUUAACUGAAUGUUUGGAUAUUGCUUAUGAUGAAUGUACCACUUUACCCAAAGAUGGUCCAUUAUGUGUCAUAAAAUCUCCCAAAGCAAUAUUGGAUCACGCGUUGAAAUCAAAAUGUGUACUUUUAGAUGAAGAUUCAAAAGAAUCUAUUACUCCAGAACAAGUUGAAAUAAUUGAAAAAUUUGAAAACAUAUAUUUAAGUAAAUCACAAGUUGUCAAGUUGAUUUUUAGAAUGGGAACACAGCGAGAAAGAAAUAUAUGGGGAUUGAUUCGUAUUUUAUACUGUAUGGUUGGAUGUUAUGAUGCUAAAGAAGAUGAUUUAUCAAAAUAUAUGGAUCAUGUUAAUGGUAGUUUAGGUUCAAGAGAUUUAAAAUAUAUACCAUACAUGAACCAAAUAUUUGAGUUAUACGAACUUCAUAGAGAUUGUGAUAUGGAAUCAACUCAAUCAGGAUUAGCUCAACCUGCAUUCAUUCAAUUUGGUGCUUACGAUUCAAAUAAAUUUCACUCACAAGCUGCCCAAAUUCAAGUCAAUCCUUUUCCAAUCCUACAAUCAAGGGUCCCUUUGAUGCCCAUCUCAAGUAACAUCCAAACAACUUCCUUAAAAAGAAAAAUAAGUGAUUCCACCCUGUUUAAUAAAAGACUCUUAAUCGAUUCAACAAAUCCUAGAGCUCAGUCGAACACUCAAUUAGUUCUCAACUUCGACAGAUUUAGUUCAGUUAUUUAUCCGGUUGUGCAAAUUGAGCAUAUGACUGCCGUUGAAGGUGCAACCAAUACGGCAAUGCAUACAAAAUCCGAAUUAUUGGAAGGACUUAGAGAUGCUUUAAAUGAACAUGAGCAAAGUUUGAGAGAUUUGUUCAAAAGAUCAAUUUCUCAAAAGAAGCAACUUUCUUAA